Molecule: messenger RNA, 6125 nt
Organism: Neoarius graeffei (lesser salmon catfish)
Lineage: Eukaryota; Metazoa; Chordata; Actinopteri; Siluriformes; Ariidae
Gene: mxra8b
Product: matrix-remodelling associated 8b
Exons: 10
Coding region: 106-1446 (446 amino acids)
Biological process (GO): cell adhesion; establishment of glial blood-brain barrier
Cellular component (GO): cell surface; membrane
Source: RefSeq, a predicted model, not a curated record
UGGUGGUCCAGACACUGACACGACAGUGUUUUUGUUGUCUCUGGUAGAAAAAGUUCUCAGGUGAUGCUCAGUGUUUAAAAGUCUGACCUCCAUCACCUGCUGUCCAUGAUGAAGGAUUCAGCUCGGGUUUUGUGUGAAAUGUUUGGGAUAUUUUUCAUGGCUGCUGCUUUUCUCACACCACAUGCGUGGGCCCAAGUCAGCAUGCAGAGCAUUGUGGUGGAGGCAAGGAACAUUACAGUUUCCGAGGGGUCAAGGGUCGUUCUGCCAUGUCUUAGCCAAAAAAUUGUGUGGAGGCAAGACGAUCUUCGGGACCGGCAACGCGUGGUGCACUGGGACCUGAAACGCAACCGUCCUGAUUACAAAGUUGAGCGAGUUCUGGACAUGUUCUCAGGAGGGACAGAGCGUGUCUAUAACGCCUACAACAAGGGUCGGGUUACUGUCUCCAAAGAAGCCUUUAGUGACGGCAACUUCUCUCUCACCAUCCACAAUGUUGACAUGAACGAUAAAGGCCUCUAUACUUGCAACCUGCAUCACCAUUACUGCAAGCUCGACCAAUCCAUUCAAAUCCAGUUAAACGUCACUAAGAUACCACGUAAGGAGAAGCGCAUUUGGGAUGGGGAGAAGUCUAUCUUUGUGGUGCUGGAGGGCAGCAGUGUGGUCUUGCCCUGCAUAAACCGAAGCCCUCUUUGGAGGGGAGGGCUCCAAGAGGACCAGCAGCAGGUUGUGCACUGGGACUUUCAGGGUCCGGGGGUGAGGCGUGACCAGGCAAACCGGCUUCUCGAUCUGUACGCCUCUGGAGAGAAGCGGGAGUACGGGCCACUGUACCUCAGCAAGAUGCACAUCUCGGAUGAUGCCUUCAGCAUGGGGGAUUUCUCCCUUGCAAUUAAUGACAUCCAGCCAUCUGAUAAAGGUUUAUACUCCUGCCACCUGCACCACCACUACUGCGGCCUGCACGAGAGACGCAUCUUCCGGGUGAUCGUAGAUCCUCCUGUGCCGCCUGUAGCCGUCCCUACUGAAGUGCCGACCACUCAACCUGCUAAUACUGAAACCACACGCACCCCAGAAGUCAUGGAUAAUGACCCUGAUAUAAACAAGGUGGAAGCCUCGCAUGUCUUUAACGUCAUCCUGCCUGAGAGCAAGACUCAUCUCUUACACCAGGCUGGUUACAUCCUGGCUUUCUUCCUGCUGUUACUGCUCAUGCUCAUAGGAGUCAUCAUGACCACAAGACACUGCAAAAAGAAAGGGAUCGAGUAUGACAUUCGGAGGGCUGACCGGAAUCCCAGGAUGGAAUUUGAAAUGCAAGCUACUGAACUGAGACCCUUCAAUCAUGAAGUUCGACUUGACUACAAGAAUAACAUAAUGAAAGAGAGGUUGGAGAUGAACAACUAUUGUGCCCCGAAAGAGAUCGAUCUCAACAAAGAAAUGGAGAAAUUUUCACAGAAGUAACUGAUGGUAAGCUGCUGGCUGGUCCAGGGCAUGCUCUACGGGAUUCAGGAAAAGUGCAGGCUUACGCAAUGGAGCUUUACUGUACAAUUAACAAGAGACUCUCCAAAUCUAAACACUCAUAUGCUUGUAGUAUGUCUGUUUCUAAUGUAAUGAAUUGCAGUGAUCUGUACAAAAACCAUUUUCCUUGAAGUAAAUGUCAUUUGUCGAGUGUCAUUUAAAGGUCAGUAGUUGUUUGAUGGUAUAACUAUAGUAUGCUGUAAUUCUAAUCUGGUAUAGCAAGUGGAAACAAAUGCAAUGAAAGCAAAAAGGUAAAUCGAUACUGAUGGCAGUUUCACUAAACAGUUUUGCCCUGUUAACCUGAGCUCACCUGAUGGUACCUUCGAGAAGCAAAGCAUUGAAUGCUUUUACUGAAAAUGAAUGAAAUGUGUCCGAGCAAGUCUGAUUAAGGAACACUCAGGAAGUUAAAUACAACCCCAAUUCCAAAAAAGGUGGGACACUGUGUAAAAUGUAAAUAAAAACAGAAUGCAAUGAUUGGCAAAUCUCAUAAACUCGUUUUUUCCCCACAAUGUUAUUAUAUACGCUACCGUUCAAAAGUUUGGGGUCACCCAGACAAUUUUGUGUUUUCCAUGAAAAGUCACACUUUUAUUUACCACCAUAAGUUGUAAAAUGAAUAGAAAAUAUAGUCAAGACAUUUUUCUGCCCAUUUUGAGCAUUUAAUCGACCCCACAAAUGUGAUGCUCCAGAAACUCAAUCUGCUCAAAGGAAGGUCAGUUUUAUAGCUUCUCUAAAGAGCUCAACUGUUUUCAGCUGUGCUAACAUGAUUGUACAAGGGUUUUCUAAUCAUCCAUUAGCCUUCUGAGGCAAUGAGCAAACACAUUGUACCAUUAGAACACUGGAGUGAGAGUUGCUGGAAAUGGGCCUCUAUACACCUAUGGAGGGCGGCACGGUGGUGUAGUGGUUAGCGCUGUCGCCUCACAGCAAGAAGGUCCUGGGUUCGAGCCCCGGGGCCGGCGAGGGCCUUUCUGUGCGGAGUUUGCAUGUUCUCCCCGUGUUCGCGUGGGUUUCCUCCGGGUGCUCCGGUUUCCCCCACAGUCCAAAGACAUGCAGGUUAGGUUAACUGGUGACUCUAAAUUGACCGUAGGUGUGAAUGUGAGUAUGAAUUGUUGUCUGUGUCUAUGUGUCAGCCCUGUGAUGACCUGGCGACUUGUCCAGGGUGUACCCCGCCUUUCACCCGUAGUCAGCUGGGAUAGGCUCCAGCUUGCCUGCGACCCUGUAGAACAGGAUAAAGCGGCUAGAGAUAAUGAGAUGAGACACCUAUGGAGAUAUUGCACCAAAAACCAGACAUUUGCAGCUAGAAUAGUCAUUUACCACAUUAGCAAUGUAUAGAGUGUAUUUCUGAUUAGUUUAAAGUGAUCUUCAUUGAAAAGAACAGUGCUUCUCUUUCAAAAAUAAGGACAUUUCAAAGUGACCCCAAACUUUUGAACGGUAGUGUAAAAACAUAUACAACAUAUUAAAUGUUUAAACUGAGACAUUUUACUAUUUCAUGAAAAAUAUUUUUAGCUCAUUUUGAAUUUGAUAGCAGCAACACGUCUUAAAAAAGUUGGGACGGGGCAACAAAAGGCUGGAAAAGUAAGUGGUACUAAAAAGAAACAGCUGGAGGAACAUUUUGUAACUAAUUAGGUUAAUUGGCAACAGGUCAGGAGCAUGAUUGGGUAUAAAAGCGCAUCUUAGAGAGGCUGAGUCUCUCAGAAGUAAAGAUGGGCAGAGGUUCACCAAUCUGCGAAAAACUGCAUCUACAAAUUGUGGAACAAUUUCCGAAUAAUGUUCCUCAAUGUAAAAUUGCAAAGACUUUGAAUAGCUCAUCAUCAACAGUACAUAAUAUAAUCAAAAGAUUCCGAGAAUCUGGAGAAAUCUCUGUGUGCAAGGGACAAGGCUGAAAAUCAAUAUCGGAUGCCUGUGAUCUUCUGGCCCUCAGGCAGCACUGUAUUAAAAAUAAAUAAAUAAAUCGGGCAUGAUUCUGUCAUGGAAAUCAUUGCAUCGGCUCAGGAACACUUCCAGAAAUCAUUGUCUGUGAACACAGUUUGCCGUUCAAGCGCUAUCGUGCAAAGAAGAAGCCAUAUGUGAACAUGAUCCAGAAAUGCCACCGUUUUUUCUGGGCCAAAGCUCAAUUAAAAUGGACUGAGGCAAAGUGGAAAACUGUUCUGUGGUCAGACAAAUUGAAAUUUGAAAUUCUUUUUGGAAACCAUGGACACCGUGCCCACCGGACUAAAGAGGGGAGGGACCAUCCGGCUUGUUCUCAGCACUCAGUUCAAAAGCCUAUAUCUCUGAUGGUAUGGUGGUGCAUUAGUGCCUAUGGCAUAGGCAGCUUGCACAUCUGGCAAUGCUGUAAGGUAUAUACAAGUUUUAGAGCAACAUAUGCUCCCAUCCAGACGAUGUCUUUUUCCGGGAAGGCCUUGCAUAGUUCAGCAAGACAAUGCUAAACCACAUACUGCAUCUAUUACAACAGCAUGGCUUUGUAGUAGAAGAGUACAUGUGCUGAACUGGCCUGCCUGCAGUCCAGACCUUUCACCAAUUGAAAACAUUUGGCACAUCACGGGGCGGCACGGUGGUGUAGUGGCUAGCACUGUCUCCUCACAGCAAGAAGGUUCUGGGUUCGAGCCCAGUGGCCGAAGGGGCCUUUCUGUGUGGAGUUUGCAUGUUCUCCCUGUGUCUGCAUGGGUUUCCUCCGGGUGCUCCGGUUUCCCCCACAGUCCAAAGACAUGCAGGUUAGGCUAAUAAAUUGACCAUAGGUGUGAAUGUGAAGAUGUGUGAAUGGUUGUUUGUCUGUAUGUGUCAGCCCUGCGAUGAUCUGGCGGCUUGUCCAGGGUGUACCCCGUCUCUCGCCCAUAGUCAGCUGGGAUAGGCUCCAGUUUCCCCGCGACCCUCCACAGGAUAAGCGGUUACGGAUAAUGGAUGGAUGCAUGGAUGGAUGGCGCAUCACAAAAUGAAAAACAUGACAAAGAAGACCCAGGACUGUUGAGCAGCUAAAAUCCUGUAUCAGGCAAGAACAGGGCAAUAUUCCUCUCCCAAAACUCCAGCAGCUGGUCUCCUCAGUUCCCAGAUGUUUACGGACUGUUGUUAAAAGAAGUGGGGAUGCUACACAGUGGUAAACAUGGCCCUGUCCCAACUUUUUUUUUAGAUGUGUUGCUGCCAUCAAAUUCAAAAUUACCUUGUUUUUUUUCCUAAAAUGGUACAUUUUCUCAGUUUAAGCAUUUGAUAUGUUGUCUAUGUUCUAUUAGGAAAAAUAUAUAUAUGUUAUUUACCAGCUGGGAGGUCUGUAUCGUGAAAUACCGUGACCGAGGUCUUGAAAGUACUGAGCGAGGCCCUCUGGGCUGAGGUCAGUAUUCAAGGCCGAGGUCACAGUAUUUCACCAUACGGCCCGACCUUAAGCUGGUAAAUAAUAUAUUUAUUUUUUUCUUUACCAAAUUCUAACAGAAAACGAGAGCGCCCGAAAGGGAAAACUGAGCCAAGCCGCCAUUUUGAAUCCUCAUUCACGGCUGUAAUGCAAAUGGCUUCCUCCUUGGUAUACAAGUGCACUUCCAUGGCAGGAAAAAAACUACAUUUUGCCGCCUAUGUAGUCCCCUAUUUAUACAAAAUUGAGUCAUUCAGGAUUCAGCCAUGUUUUUGCUCGGUGUUAACAAGUUAGAGAUUUUUAGCUUUCUCCUGAAAUGUUUUCUUUUAUUUCUUCUUCCUCAGGGUAGUAAAACUCGCUUUCGCUGUGAACACUGUCGUUAUCGCUAUCCAUGCUGUAAAAUUAAUGCUAUUCUCCUGAGAAAUGCUGGCAAAAAUUUAUAAGAUUUUUGAUAAUCUUAUCAAUAAAUCUUAUUAAAAAAAAAGAUGAAUGUUGACAAAAAAAUGCUACUAUGUUUGUUGCUGUGAAUGAGCGAGUCGCCAGAGGUCCAUAACCGGGGUCAGUACCGUAGGAUACAGACCUGCUUGCCAGCCAAUCAGAGCGCAGGAUUUGAUGGAAACCGCAUCGCGAAAAAAAUAAAUUAGUUUAUGAGAUUUGCAAAUUCUGUUUUUAUUUACAUUUUACCCAGCGUCCCAACUUUUUUGGAAUUGGGGUUGUAUUUGUGGUUCCAGGGCUAUAAACCACAAAAUUAUGUACUUAUGUAAGUGGUAUGAACUUGUCAUGUCUCCUUCAUGUAUGUACAUAAAUAUUCUGUCUACUUUUUAGUGCUAUUUUCCAAGCUUUUUAGUAGUCCAUCUUUAUUUUUUACUGUUUAUGCGCGCAGCACUAUGCAAUUUUAUUAUCCUGCCACAUGAGCUACACAAACAGAGAGAAUUGUCGUCAUUCUAUUUUAUAAUCAGGCCUAGAAACGUGCAUUAUGCAGACCUGAGAAAGCUAUGUAUAUUUAGUUUGCAUUUAUUACAGUUAUUUUCUCUUAGUAUGGCCCAAGUUUGCAAAUCCGAUGAUCUCCUACGACGCUGAUCUCUAUGACUCAGUUUUGGGCUUUUGAGAAACAACACGCUGACUCAUAAGAUCUUAGGUGACAUUACAGCUUUAUUACGCAGUGCUUUUAGGAAACAGCGUUGAAACUGAAAUGGCUGCAAAGAGGCAGAGCAAAUUCUACUGGUAUGAAGAGCUUUGUACAAAAAACAUGGCAUUCGAAUUUAAUAAACUACAUUUUUUGAAGGAA